Molecule: messenger RNA, 1164 nt
Organism: Ambispora leptoticha
Lineage: Eukaryota; Fungi; Glomeromycota; Glomeromycetes; Archaeosporales; Ambisporaceae
Source: the annotation of a GenBank genome assembly
AUGACCGAGUCAGAAAUAAUUUCUCACAUUCCUAAUUUAGAUCUUGCGCACCAGCGCUUUAUUUUGAAUAAUCCAAAAGCUGUUGAACUUCAUGAUGAGGCCAGGGAAAAAUUGAUUGCUGCAAUUGAGGAGAAUAAUAUGGCACCAUUCUAUCAAAUUGUGACAGAUGAACUCAAGAUUCCUCUUGACAAACAACUGCUCGCCAAAUAUCAAGAAGCUAACAAAGAGGAGCUUCAAAAACUUGAUGAACGUCUAGAAGACGCUGAACAAAAUUUAGGCGAAACUGAAAUAAGUGAUGCCCUUUUAGCAAAAGCACACUUUUACGCCAAAAUUGGUGAUAAGGAAAAUGCCCUUACAGCAUAUCGAGUUGCUCUGGACAAGACACCUGGAUUAGGUUCCCGAAUAGAUAUUAUAUUUUCUUUUGUGCGAAUAGGUUUCUUCUUUAAUGACAAUGAUCUCAUUAGUCGAAAUAUUGAAAGGGCAAAAAGUCUCAUUGAAGAGGGUGGAGAUUGGGAUCGCCGUAAUCGUCUUAAGGUCUACGAAGGCAUCUAUCGUUUAUCCAUUCGAGAUUUCAAGACUGCGGCGAAUUUAUUUUUGGACACCCUUUCGACUUUUAUGUCAACUGAAUUAAUGUCCUAUAAAGAAUUUGUAAAAUAUGCGGUGCUUGCCGGCGCUAUUUCUUUAAAAAGAGUGGACUUGAAAAAGAAGGUUAUUGAUGCACCAGAGGUAUUGGAGGUCUUGCACGAAAUUCCACAUCUCGAAAGCUAUAUCAAUUCGCUUUACAAUUGUCAAUAUGCGAAGUUUUUCCAGGCUCUUGCUGAUGUGGAAAGAACCCAUCUUUUCACUUCUCGCUACAUUUUUCCACAUCAACGAUAUUAUGUUCGUGAAAUGCGAAUUAUCGCAUACGCACAACUAUUGGAAUCGUAUCGUUCUUUGACUAUGGAGAGUAUGGCACAAUCAUUUGGGGUGUCGGAGGAAUUUAUUGACAAUGAUGUGUCAAAAUUCAUUGCGGCUGGACGCCUAAAUUGUGUUAUCGACAAGGUAAAUGGUAUCGUAGAGACGAAUCGUCCGGACGCAAAAAAUGCUCAAUAUCAACAGACAAUUAAGCAAGGGGAUAUAUUAUUAAAUCGUAUACAAAAGUUGUCCAGGGUUAUCAAUGUAUAA